Messenger RNA from Armigeres subalbatus, 4579 nucleotides. Its product is annotated as calpain-11-like. The coding region runs from base 1826 to 4153 and encodes 775 amino acids. The transcript is spliced from 11 exons. Gene Ontology annotation, biological process: proteolysis. Gene Ontology annotation, cellular component: cytoplasm. Gene Ontology annotation, molecular function: calcium-dependent cysteine-type endopeptidase activity. Lineage: Eukaryota; Metazoa; Arthropoda; Insecta; Diptera; Culicidae. The record is from RefSeq and is a predicted model, not a curated record.
UUGACGAGUGAACACAUGCGGGCUCCCCAGUUCCAGUCACGUGAACGGUUUUCAACGCCGGUAUCGUAGAAAGUGGUGCCGAAAGAGGAGACAAAUAACAAUAAUAAAAGUACGAUCGUGUGGUCCGAUCAGCUGGUUGUGGGUGGUGAAGCCGUUCUUCGCGAGUGAUUCCUCGGAGAUGAGGUGCGUUUCCCUCAUUAGGAGCGCUUAGAUCGCGUGGAAGUUAGGAGCAUCGAUGCGACGCCCAGAAUGGAAGAAAGUGCGCGGGCGAUUAAGUGCAAAAACGCCAUUAAAAAUAUAAAAUAAAUCGAAUUAAGUAUGUUAAUCGUCUGAUAAAUGGGCCGGGGCUGAGACUUGUUUGUUUGUGGUAGAUGUUUUUGCUCCGUUAAUGGUCGUUCGAAGGAGAAAGAAAUUGCCGCAUUAUCUUAAGACCCUUUGGGCUGUGUGGAGGAAGCCAGCUGCUUGAAGACCGGAGCUACUCAUGAUAGAGCCGAAUGGUUGAGUUUUUUUAUAUUAAACAGAUAAAACGGGACAAGAACAAGCGAAUUAAAUAAAUAUAUGCGGACAGCGCUGUAGAUUGACUCGGGGGAGAACCGCCGACUGACAGAGGGACAUAAGGUGCAGCAUAAAUUCAGUUUACGUGUGCAGUUACGAGGACUGAAUGCCUUCUGAAUGGGUUGCCGCUGACGGGAUCAAAGCCCCAGAGGGAAUUCAACUGUGUAAACAAUAAAUAGCUUGUAUGGAAUAUUAAAAUUCUCCUAGGUUGGUGGAAUCUUUGCUGUACGAUCGUGUAAUUGUUUUCUAUGUGUUUGAAAUACUAAAUGAAGAAGCCGAAAUGCGGGAGUAGUGAAGUGACCUCAUAAGAACGGUGUCUCAUAAAACAAAAAUACAGUAAAGCACAGAGAUAGAGAGAGCUUGUAUGGGAAUUAGCUCAUUAAUAAGAAGAAACUGCGCCCACGAGGAAGAGUUUGAAUCAGUGUUGCUCGUAUCCUCCAUCUACGGUGUGCUUGCUCGUUGUGAUCCAACUUCAUUCUUGCAGCCAAGUGAAGAAAGAAAGAAGAAUUAGUUCUGCACCUGGAACGGAAGAUUAUCAUCUACCUUUCAACGUUCUGCGGACGUGGGAUCGACGUUGCCAGCCAACAUUAUAAAGGUGUUCAAGAACAUCAUCAAUUGGUCGGCGUAUUCUCGUGCCAAAGUGGAUAUUUUGAUUGUUAUCGACAAAGUGUGGCGCUCAGCUGAACCAUUCUCGAGUGGUUGUUAAUAUUGCGAUAGCCGAAGCUGAAGCAGAUGCUGAACGAUCAUCAUUUAUCAUCAAGUUGUGUGAACUUCAAUCCUAGGACGAUUCCACGCGUUCCACCUUAUCAAGAUGAAGCAGUUCAUAGUGGCCCAGCGUAGUUCCGCGAACUGAGUGACACUGGGAGUGCGAUUCUCAGUUUUAUGAAAAUUGUACGAAAGCUAAACAGAGCUUAAAGCGUAGAGUAGUAACAUACCAUCCGGUUAGCCAGUGCGGCGUGGUGGUGCCCUGGAGCUAUCCGAAAAACCAUCUCCAGCUCAUGGUGAUCGCGUGUGUGCUCUUGUGGUGAAAAAUCGGCGGUGCGUGAGAGUAAGUGUUGGUUUCCGCGCGCGUUCGAGGGAACUGGGCUGGAAAGCGUUACAAAGCAUCAAAUCGAACCUAGCGAAUACAUGUAAAGGGAAAAGUGUAUUCGAUUUCUCUGGGCCGCUAAUGACGACAGUCGGGGAAAAAGGAGAAGAAGCUGCAGCAGUUGUAAUCAGUGAAGGGAACCUCAACGAGUGGAUAAAUAGUUUCUAAAUAAAUGAGAUAACAAUGCCUGCAGGGUAUCGAGCGAACGGGAUCAUUCAUCCCUCCAAUGGUCAUAUAAGUGAAUUUUCUGCGUACGACAACAAAGGAUUCCAAAGCAAUGGCGGCCCCAAAGUACGAUCCUGGAUAAAUGGUUCAGCAGAUCAUCAAUCAACGCUGUCCAGGCCUCGUUCGGCCGAAGUAAUAACUGCUAACGGGCACAAUGGAACAAUUCCAAAUGGUCGACCUCAUAAUGGUAUCAACGGUAUGAAUGGCAUUAACGGUAUCAAUUGCAUGAACGGCAUAAACGGAAUAAACGGAGGACCCAAUGGAGUUGUCACGCGAGGACCUGGAGGAUUGCACGAAGAUCUUGAGUUCCCUCCUUCCACGAGAACCCUCUCGAAAAAGAAGCAGAUUGUUUGGAUGAGACCACAUGAUAUGUGCGGACGGCCUAUGUUCCGACUUUCCCCACCGGGCUUACCCUUGUCGGCACGAGAGCUUCCAGAACCAGUCGGCCCUGGUGAUCCCAGUCUGACGGCGGCUUUGGGAUGUCUAUCGCAACUCCCCCGGCUUCUGGAACGAGUCGUGCCACCAGAACAGACAUUCGAUACCUCCAACGGAUACUGUGGAAUGUUCAAAUUCCGCUUCUGGCAGUGGGGUAAAUGGGUUGAGGUGCGAGUGGACGAUCGAUUGCCUACGCGGGGAGACCGACCGGCACACAUGCAUUGUGCCCAGCCGGAUGUUUUCUGGGCAUCACUACUGGAGAAAGCUUAUGCCAAAUUGUACGGGGGAUAUGCCUUCCUUAAGUUCGGAACAGUGGGGCGUGCCUUGCAGGACCUCACGGGAGCAGUUGUCCAAAGUGUACCACCGAGUGGACCCUUGUUGGGUGGAGCCGUGCCAAGAUCAACGUUAUUAGUAGCAAUUAGUGGAUUGGAAAAGGAAACCAAACGACGGCGAUCGGGAUUGCUGUCCGAGCAUCCAUACAGUGUAACGGGUCUUGCUAGGGUACGUGCCAAUUCCUCCGAUUCUUCUCAAACCAGUGGACAAUCAGGUGAUACCAGUCUGAUACGGUUGCGUAGCCCUUGGAUAGGUGGAGAAUGGGGAGGAGUCUGGUGCGGUGCCUGGUCAGAACGUAGCUGGGAGUGGAAUGCUCUUAACGAACGUGACCGGGAGCUACUGUCGUCUAGAUCAUCGAACGAUUGCGAGUUUUGGAUGUCUGUUAGUGAGUUUUUGUCCAGAUUUGUGGUCAUUUGGUUAGCCCAUAUCGGACCAGACGAUUGGGCGUUAGAACCGGGCUUGCACACACGAACACCAUGGAGGGCAGCUUUAGCGGUUCGACAGUGGCGAGCCGGAUUCAAUGCAGGAGGUCCUCACAAAUUCAUCGAAACGACUGCAACGAACCCACAGUUCAGAAUACGGGUACCGGCAGGACAUCCAGCUAAGGCUCACGUAGUUGUUGCUGUGUCUCAAAAGUACGAAUGCUACAGAAGUCGAAACUUUGAAGAUGAAGAAAUUGGGUUUACGAUAUACGAGGUUCCACCGGGUAUGCAACGGGUAACUCCGCAAUAUGUCAGCGAGCAGAUGCCUUUGGAUUUUGCACCUCUGUCGAACCUUCGGGAGAUUGCCACAUUUUUUGCAUUGCCGGCCGGAGAUUUCGUCGUUAUGCCACAUUCUCAGCAGCACAGGGAAGGUCGAUUUCUUUUGCGAAUCUUCGCUGAUCAACAUACCGAUGUUUGGGAAGUAAAUGAAGAAAAUUUAGUGAUUCAUAACAUUGCAGCUGAAUUCUGCGAUGAACGAACAAUUGAUGCUAGAAUUUUAUACAAGCUACGCUCAAGGUACCCUCAUGAAAUAGACUCAACACAACUGCAAGCUAUCCUCAAAGCGCACGGCGGUAACAAUCGUGGAUUCCGGGGUCUUGGUGGAAUUAAUUGUGGUCCAUCAUUGGAGCUAUGUCGUGGCAUGCUUGCCCUUCGGGAUCCCGCUCUAGGGGGUCGAUUAUCGAUUGAGCAUGUUCCUGCUCUGAUAGGGCUGAUGCGGUUCUGGAAGGCAGCUUUCCGACGAUGUGGACCAUCGUCAUCUGGCACGGCCACCCUAAGCCGCGGCAUAUGGGCUUCCAAGGUAUCCUCGUAUUGUCUACGAGGUUUGCUGUGGGCAGGAGGGGCCACAGCUAGCAAUAAGGUACUGGAAGCAUUAGUCAGUAGGUUUACGCGGAAUCGACAAAUCACAUUAGAAGGGUAUUUACUGUCGAUGGCAAGACUACAUUUAGCUCAUGAACGAUACCACAGCCUGGAUGCCAAAGCAAAAGCUAGCCCAUUAUCAUUAGAAGAGAUGAUUCUAAUGACGAUUUAUUCGUAACCUGACGAACGAAGCGACAAAAAUACAGCACAAUCAAAAAUUAGAAAGUGAACCAAAGACGACGACUAAACUGUUGGCACACUGUCACCUAGCUGAGAAAGCAAUGCAAACUUCCACGGCGUUUAGGACUUUUAAUACUGUUAGAAACUUCUUUGAAAACUCUAACGUUCCAACCCAUCCUUAUAGUGAUAUUCAACUAACUGGUGAGAUAUAAAUAUAUUGUUAAAAUUGAAAUUCUGGACCGAGUAUCGUGAAGCGAAAGUAUUAUCAGAAUAAAAAAUUUCACCGAAACCAUAUUAAUUUAUAAUACUUUAGUCUAGAUCGUAAACAAAAAUAAUUAUCACUUAUUAUUAUAGCAUGAGUAUAAAACCUUUAGCAAAAAAUUGUUAUUAUUGAAUAAACGUUAUAUAUUUACUAAUUUACUCA